AUGUUCAAGGCCGAAAAGAUAGGCGGUAGGAACGUCACAGCUUCAGCAUCCACUUCAGAUGUGAAGCUGCACUCAAAAGCAUCAGAAGCAUCAACACCCUCGCGCUACCCUCACCGCUUGAAUUUCUACGACCGUCCGCCCGUCCUCGACAUUACUCUGGAAGAGUUCGAGACAUGCGCUAUAGAUCGCCUUCGUGUACUGGCGCAUAUCGAAUCACUCAAUCAUCGGUCGCUGCCGGCGCCGCAGUUCAGCGCAGCUGUCGCUACCUACGUCAAAGCACACUUGCCCUUGAAUAGCAACUCGGCGAGAAGCGCCAAUCUGGAAGAAGAGAGGAGAAGGGAUGAGAUAGGGCAUUGGGUGUUACGGCUGGCGUUCAGCAGAAGUCCGGACCUUCGUGCGAGAUUCAUCCGGUCCGAGCUCUCGCUCUUCCGCGAACGCUUCACUUCUGAUGAUCUGAAUGAACGGAAUACGUUCCUUCGGUCGAUGAAGUUCAAUUGGGAGGAAGUGGGACCUACGGAGAAGCAAGAGUUGAGGGAAGACCUGAUGGCAUGUAUGCCAUGGGGUAAGGAAAGCAAGAAGAACGAUGCGUUCAACGCGGAGAAGUGGAACAAGGUCCCUUGGUAUACCGUUCCGGACCUAAUCGGCAGUCGGCGAGUCUUUGUCAAAGGCGGGAUGGCGUAUGUCCCCAACAGCUCGCAGAUCAGCUUGGUCUUACAGGCAUACUCGGCCAGAUUAGAGACAGCACUCGAGCUUACCGCCAAAAACCUCCCGCGGCUAGACGAGGACGAGCGUCUCGGACCCGUCAUUGACCACCUCGCUUCGUCCUUCCUCUCCGGUCUCGCUGCUGGCGAUUAUCAACCCGCAGACGGAACUUCUGGGGCCGCCGUCACAGCCGAGAUGGUGGACGAUCUCGCUCGGAAACACUUCUCGCCAUGUAUGCGGAAUCUCUACGAGCGGUUGAAGCGGGAUCACCAUAUGAAGCAUUUCGGGCGGCUUCAAUUGGGGUUGUUCCUCAAGGGGAUCGGGCUGCCUUUGGAAGAGGCCGUGAUAUUCUGGCGGAGAAUGUAUGGGUCCAGUAUGACGGACGAUAAGUUCAACAAGGAGUAUCGCUACAAUAUCCGCCACUCGUAUGGGCAGGAAGGGAAGCGAGCCAACUAUCCACCAAAAAGCUGUCAACAGAUUCUCACGACCAACCAGCCCGGCACGCAAGACUCGCACGGCUGUCCAUUCCGCCACUUCUCCCCCGACAACCUCGCCACCUUCCUCGUAUCCUCCUACCCCACGCUCGACCGCUCUUCGGCCGAAAUGCGGGAUAUCCUCGAUUCGGUCAAGAAUUCACACUACCAUGUUGCGUGCACGAGGGUGUUUGAGGUGACGCAUGGGCUGAAGAAGGGGGAUGGGCUGGGCAAGGACGGGGAGACGGUCAGCCACCCGAAUCGAUAUACGGAGCGGAGUCGGGAGAUUGAGGCGGAUAGGCUGGGGCUGGUCAAGAAGGAUGAGGAGGAAGAGGAUGUGGUGAUGGCAGAGUAG
Molecule: messenger RNA, 1530 nt
Organism: Dioszegia hungarica
Lineage: Eukaryota; Fungi; Basidiomycota; Tremellomycetes; Tremellales; Bulleribasidiaceae
Product: eukaryotic and archaeal DNA primase, large subunit-domain-containing protein
Exons: 7
Coding region: 1-1530 (509 amino acids)
Biological process (GO): DNA replication, synthesis of primer
Cellular component (GO): alpha DNA polymerase:primase complex
Source: RefSeq, a predicted model, not a curated record